Messenger RNA from Paramisgurnus dabryanus, 2364 nucleotides. The record is from RefSeq and is a predicted model, not a curated record. Lineage: Eukaryota; Metazoa; Chordata; Actinopteri; Cypriniformes; Cobitidae.
UACAGAGUGACGAAGUGUUUAAUAUAAAUGUCUAUGAAAUAUUAUCCAUCUGUUUUGUUUAUUUAGUUGAUGUAAGAGCAAGUGGAUUUUGAGAAUGUGGAUCUCGUCAGAUUUUGAUGAAAGCAAGUGUGCAGGUGAGACGAGACGCAAAAAACAAAAGAUUGAUCUGACUCACCUCUGCAGAUCCAUAAUGGACCAAUCACAAACAUCAACAGAUGGAGAUUUUUCUCCAGGAUGCAGUUCAGUUCAUCAGAAGAGAUCAGAUCCAGAGCCCAGCUGUGUGUCCAUAAAGAGUGAUCAGUCUAUGGUUCAGCCAUUGAAAUUUAACUCUGGAGAUAAACAGCCUGAUCUCAAUUCAGUUUAUCAGAAGAGAUCAGAUCCAGAGCCCAGCUGUGUGUCUAUGAAGAGUGACUGGUCUAUGGUUCAGCCAUUGAACUUUAACUCUGGAGAUAAUCAACCUGAUCUUAAGACAAUUCACUCAGCCGGACCAAUCAUAACAGAACAGAGUCCGCCACAGGUCUUUAAUUACAACACAGAUCCGGGAUUCAGCCAUAAAUCUGAUGUCCUUAACACAUUUAGAUCAAAUCUAAGUAAAAGAUAUCAGUGUUUAUGUGAGGGAACAUCAAAGCAGGGAACCCCAACACUACUGAAUGAGAUCUACACAGAGCUUUACAUCACAGAGAGUGAAAGUGGAGAGAUCAGUAAUGAACAUGAGGUGAGACAGAUUGAGAGACAAUCCAGAAGAACAACAACAGAGGAGACACCAAUCAAAUGUAAUGACAUCUUUAAACCUUUACCUGAACAACACAAACACAUCAGAAGUGUGCUGACAAAGGGAGUCGCUGGCAUUGGAAAAACAGUCUCUGUACAGAAGUUCAUUCUGGACUGGGCUGAAGAGAAAGAGAAUCAGGACGUCCACCUCAUAUUUCCACUUCCUUUCAGAGAGAUCAAUUUGAUGAAGGACAAAACACUCAGUCUUUUAGAUCUUCUUCAUCUUUUCUUCCCAGAGACAAAAGAAAUGGAAAUCUUCAGUGAUAAAUAUAAAGUGUUGUUCAUCUUUGAUGGUUUGGAUGAGUGUCGUCUGUCUCUGGAUUUUCACAGCAGUGUGAGGUUGUGUGAUGUAAAUGAAUCAACCUCAGUAGACGUGAUGCUGACAAACCUCAUCAAGGGGAAUCUGUGUCCCUCUGCUCUCAUCUGGAUCACCUCAAGACCAGCAGCAGCUGAUCUCAUCCCCUCUGAGUGUGUUGAUCGAGUCACAGAGGUACAAGGCUUCAAUGAUCCACAGAAGGAGGAAUACUUCAGGAAAAGAAUCAGUGAUGAGAGUCUGUCUGAUCAAAUCAUCUCACACCUGAAGUCAUCCAGGAGUCUCUACAUCAUGUGUCACAUCCCAGUCUUCUGCUGGAUUUCAGUCACUGUUCUAGAGAGAAUAUUGAGUAAAUCAAACAGAAGAGAGAUCCCCAAGACUCUCACACAAAUGUACACACACUUCCUGAUCAUUCAGACAAACAUCAAACAUCAAAAGGACUAUGAGAAAAAAGUGAAAGAUGAAGAAUUGAUCUUUAAACUGUGUAAACUGGCUUUUGAGCAGCUUGUGAAAGGCAAUGUGAUCUUCUGUGAUGAAGACCUGAGAGAUUUUGGGAUUGAUGUAUCAGAAGCAUCAGUGUACUCAGGAUUGUGUACUCAGAUCUUCAGAGAGGAGUUUGGUUUGUAUCAGGGGAAAGUUUACAGCUUUGUUCAUCUGAGCAUUCAGGAACAUCUAGCAGCUCUACAUGUGCACCUCGCCUUUAUUAACAACAACAUAAAUGCACUUGACCAAAUUAGCAAACCAACUGAUGGUAUCAGAAGAGAAGAGUUAACAUUAUCUCUUCUGCAUCAGAGGGCUGUCGAUGCAGCUUUAGAGAGUAAAAAUGGACAUCUGGAUCUUUUUCUUCGAUUCCUUUUGGGUCUCUCAGUGGAGUCCAAUCAGAAUCUCUUACAUCAUCUACAAACAGGAAGCCUCUCUUUCAAAAAAGAGGAAACAGUUGUAUUUAUCCAGAUGAGGAUCUGGUCUGAUCAUUCUCUAGAGAAAUCCAUCAAUCUAUUUCACUGUCUGAAUGAACUGGGUGAUCAUUCACUCAUAGAGGAAAUUCAACAAUAUCUUAAAUCUGGUGAAAUAAGAAAAGUGAACCUCUCCCCAUCACAAUGGUCAGCAUUAGUUUUUGUGUUGCUGAUCUCAGAAAAGAACAUGAAUGUGUUUAAACUGAAGAGAUUUAUUACACUACUGCCUACAGCUCAGCAAUUCCUUCAAAAGUAUCUGUCUGCAGGAUUCAGAUCAGAUCAGUAAGUAACACUGACAUACAAUCACUACACUCUUAAAACAUUAUA